AUGCAGCAGGGCCGGGAGGAGGAGGAGCUGGAGGAGGAAGAGGGGGAUGGCGGCCCAGAGAGGGCUCUUGAGAAGAGCCCUUUCCAGCUAACGGCCGGAGAUGUCUAUGACAUCUCCUCUGUGGUGGGCCAGGACCUGCUGCAGCUCAGCACGGGGCCGCAGAUGUCCGCCGCCCUGGCCCGGCUGCAGUUCAGGAUUGUGAGGGUGCUGGAGAUGCUGGAAGCGCUGGUGAGCGAGAGCAGCCUCGCUGAGGAGCAGCUGCGGAUGGAGCGGGACAGCUUGCGGCGGGAGGUGGAGAAGCUGCGGGAAGAGAGGUCCCGAGAGAGCCCCCAGCAGCUCAGCCUUGGACCAGAUAAAAUGGUAAUAGACCUCACAGACCCAGAUCGCCCCAGGUUCACAUUGCAGGAGCUGCGAGAUGUAUUGCAAGAACGUAACCAGCUGAAGGCUCAGCUUCUUGUAGUGCAAGAGGAGCUGCAGUGCUAUAAGAGUGGGAUUGCCUCAAAGAGAAAGGACCAAACUGAAGAACUGGAAAAAGCAGCCAGUGGCAGCAGCCCUGGCAGCAGAAAGGACAGCGAAGAGAAGACAGUCAUCAGACGGCUGUUCUCUUUUAAACAUGGAAAAUGAGCAUCCUCAAGAAUUUAACCACUCCUGCUCAGAAAUGGCACUGCUGAGAGGCCCUGAGGCAUUGAGAAGUCAAGGAUGGGAAGAUAAAGCAUCACUUCUACUGUAGAGGAUAAUCUUGUGAAGGUUGUGUUGUAUAAUACUCUUUCAGAAUAGAUUUUACUCGGCUGUUUUGGAAACUGUUUCAAGACAGACACUUUUUGUAUUUCACAGAUUCCUGCCAGACGUUACCUACACAUAGAAAAUAAAUGUUUAAUAAAAAACACAGAGCCUCUGACAA
Molecule: messenger RNA, 901 nt
Organism: Pogoniulus pusillus (Red-fronted tinkerbird)
Lineage: Eukaryota; Metazoa; Chordata; Aves; Piciformes; Lybiidae
Gene: RILPL2
Product: Rab interacting lysosomal protein like 2
Exons: 4
Coding region: 1-624 (207 amino acids)
Molecular function (GO): protein dimerization activity
Source: RefSeq, a predicted model, not a curated record